GCGGUUGGCGCGAGCUGCGGCUGCCCGGACCCCUGGGCGUAGCUGAGAACGGGGAUCCCGGCGCUCCCGCUGCGCCUGUCCCUGCUGUGCGGGGCGCUGUUCUGUUGGGGGUGCGGGGGAUGCCGAGUGAUGUUGUCUGAUGCGCUGCUCGACAUCUGUGUUGUAAAUGCGCUUUAUCGAGCUGUUGGGGCUGACAGGAGAGAGACCCUAUUUAUUUUGAGUCUGCACAUCCUAAACUCAAAAAUUUCGGUCAGCUGAAAAAGUGGGCUGUGCCCAGGAAAGCUCAUGAUACCAUCUAUGUGUUUGUUAUUCUAUGAAGUGCUACCGGAUCAUUUGUUUUUUUAAGUUUAUCCUGUACAGAUGAACUCCGCCACCCCAUGAAGCUUGAGCGAGAGACUUUGAACUCAAGUUCAAAUGUUGAAACCCAACCACCCUGGACUUGCCUGGCUUCUUUCUGAAUGGGAAAAAGUGAUGAGCAAAGUUAUUCCCAAGCAUAUAUUCUUAUCUAACAACUAUGAAGUUACUGCUGGUUUUUGACUUUGACUAUACGGUCAUAGAUGAAAAUAGUGACACCUGGAUUGUGAAAUGUGCUCCUGAGGAAAAACUGCCUAACAAACUAAGAAAUUCGUAUAAAAAAGGACAUUGGACAGAAUACAUGGGCAGAGUCUUUAAAUAUUUGGGAGACAGUGGCGUAAGAGAAGAUGAAAUGAAAAGAACUAUGACAACAAUUCCUUUCACUACAGGAAUGAGAGAUCUUUUAGGCUUUAUUGGCAAGAACAAAGAUUUCUUUGAUUGUAUAAUAAUUUCCGAUUCUAAUACAGUAUUUAUUGACUGGAUUUUAAAAGCUGCUAACUUUCAUGCAGUGCUUGAUGAAGUGUUUACAAAUCCUGCAGCUUUCAGUGGUGCUGGCUAUCUUACUUUGCAGAAUUUUCACACUCAUCAUUGUGCAAAGUGCCCUAAAAAUCUCUGCAAAAGAAAAGUGUUGGAAGAAUUUGUGGAUAAAAAAUUACAGGAAGGAGUAAAAUAUACAAAAAUUAUAUAUGUAGGUGAUGGUGGGAAUGAUCUUUGUCCAGUAACUUUUUUGAAGAAGAAUGAUAUUGCUAUGCCCAGACAAGGGUAUACCUUACAGAAAAUGAUUUCUCAGAUGUCUGAGGAUCUUGAUCCUGUGCAGUCUUCUGUUCUAGUUUGGUCAUCAGGUAUUGAAAUUCUGUCUCAUUUGAAAUUACUUAUAAAAGAAUAACUCAAACUAUAGAGAUGAUUAAAAGUAAAUUGUUAAAGAUGUGUUGUCUUGCAUGGAGUGAAUAAUAAUUACUGUGUCUAUCACAAAGCACACAAUAUCUGAAACUAAGGCAUUAAAAUACACGGUAUAAACUA
Pelodiscus sinensis (Chinese soft-shelled turtle) is the source of this 1374-nucleotide messenger RNA. It is a transcript of the gene PHOSPHO2, whose product is annotated as phosphatase, orphan 2. The record is from RefSeq and is a predicted model, not a curated record. NCBI's taxonomy places the organism in Eukaryota, Metazoa, Chordata, Testudines, Trionychidae. Gene Ontology annotation, molecular function: phosphatase activity.